Prorocentrum cordatum is the source of this 513-nucleotide messenger RNA. The record is from the annotation of a GenBank genome assembly. Lineage: Eukaryota; Dinophyceae; Prorocentrales; Prorocentraceae.
AUGCUCGGCCUGGCUGUCCAGGCAGACUCGAUGGCGGGCUGGGGCCUCGCUUCCGGCCCGCUGGAGCCAACGGACGAGCUGGUGUACGACCGCUUUGGCCCCAGCUUCAGCGACAAGCGGUUCGACUGGCACUGCGACGACAACCAGACGGGCCCCCGCCUGGCGUCGUCCGACCGUCGUCGUCUACUUCACCGACCCCUGCACGUACGAGGGUGGCGACCUGCAGCUGAAGGUCGGCGGCGCCGGCGCGGGCACGGGGCCUGCUGCCGCGGGGCCCACGGGCGAGGUCGACGGCGGCGUGCUGACGAGGAGAUACCCGCCGGGUGCCGCGGUGGCGUUCCCGUCCAAGGUUCUGGAGCACCGGGUCACGCCGGUGACCCGCGGCGAGCGCCGCUCGCUGCUGCUGCUCUGCGCGCCACGGCCCUCCGAGCCGGCGACGUGGUCAGCGCUGGCCCCUGGGAGCCGCGAGGCCUGCCGGCUGCGGCUGCGGGGAGGCGGCUUCGGCUGCGGGCU